AUCCAGUGCACUGAUGGCGCAUUUACAGACAGAGUGGAGAGAGAUUAACCAAAAGUCAGCGGUUCCCCAUCGAGGUAUCAUUUCUUCAAACCAACACACACACACACACACACACACACACACACACACACACACACACACACACACUGUGUAUCUGUUGAGUUUCGUUUCUUGUGAACCGACCGCCCACCGGAAUAUAAACUCUGUUCUGCGGCAGUCGGUGCAGAUCUCCUCUCUCUCUCCUCUCUCUCUCCUCUCUCUCUCCUCUCUGCUCUCAUCCGCUCACCGACCUCCUGCUGUACAUCAGCCUGCUACACUGCGAGGACAGACUGCAAUAACACAGUAAGUGUCAUGGCGCUGUGGUCCAGGGUUAGCAGCUUCUAAAAGGCCAACACAUAUGCUAAAUCCUAAAUAUCUGUCAACCCAAGAGAGGAGGCAGGCCUUACCUGAAACCCCAGCAUUAGUGAUCAAGAUGUGUGAAAAGUGAGAAUCGGUGACAGGAAAAAGAAGUGAUGGACGUUUGCGAAGAAGGAGCCAACGCUGUCAUGGCAGAUCAAGGCGAGAAGAAGCAUCAGGAAGAGGAUCUGUCACCUGACAUCAAGGACUGGAGUAAACAUCAAGUGAGAGAAUGGGUUCUCAAGUUGGAUAAUGUGGACGACAGCGUCGCAGAAAUACUGUUUCAGCAGGACAUUAAUGGGGAUAGUCUUUUGCUUUUAGAUACAACAGACUUAAAAACACUGGGUGUGACUUUUGGACCAGCAAAACUCAUCAUUCAUGCCAGAGAUAAGGUUGUGAAAUUAAAGAAAGAGGAACCAACAAGCUCUACAAAUCAGCCUGGACGACCAUGCAAGCCUUAUCCAUUUUGUAGGUACCAUGAUACAUAUAGAUACAUGGAGAGCAGCAUUCUUGACAUUACAGAAUCCGGUGCCUCAGACCUAAUUGAACCCUGCCACGAGUAUAAAGGUUUUAUCAAUACAACAGAUGAAACAAAAAUGAGCAAGUUCACUACUGAGGUUAUUCGCUUUGCAGCUGCUUGCAUGAAUAGCCGCACCAAUGGCACCAUACAUUUUGGAGUAGGGGACAAGCCAGAGUUCACCCAUGGUGAAGUGUUGGGAGUUGUCAUUGAGGACAAAGAGGCUUUUGCAAAUGAACUAAAAUCUGCCAUUGAUGGCUAUUUUGAGCAUAAACAAAAACAGACUGCUCAAAAGUGCAUCAAGCCUCCUCGAUUUGUUGAAGUUCUCAACAAGAAUAUAACAUCAUCUGACAAAUGUGUGAUAGAAGUGGACAUAGUUCCUGACUCUACGAUCUGUGAAGAAAACAUCUUCCACAUUUACAACAUGGACACAAAAAAAGCCAAGAAAAAAGCAAAAGGUAAAGAAACGGCCAAAACUGAUUCGAAACCAUUCAAACGAUUCUUUGUUCGAGAUGGUGGUAGCAGCAGGGAUCUCCUCGCACCAACCACAUUCGCCAAACCUAUGGAAGAAUACAACCAGUUUGUUGACUGCAUGGCGCAAUUAUCACAACUCCGAAAACAGGCUGAAGAGAAACACCUUAGUGUGAUAAAAAGCAGUUCUCAAGGCUCUAGACUAAGUCAGAUGAUAACUGGUGGAACACUGUCUUUAGAUAAGUCACACUUUGAGCAGUAUGUGAUAGUAACUAACAAAUCACAUUCAGUCCAGUUUGAAUCACUCGGAUUUCUUGUGGAACUCAACCCAACAGCUGUUUUAGACUUUGAUCCAGAAUCAGCUAAAGAUGGAUUACAGCAUUACUUCGAACAACAGAGUACAGUGAGUGUCCAUUUACCGGCAAGGUAUAAAAUCACAGAAGGAGUUGAGGACAUUGCAAACAAGUUGAAAUUAACUCGAAACACCAGCUGGGUAUUCUGCAAUGGAGGUAUUCAGGAUGAGGCACCUUCAGACAUAGACCAGUGGUUGAUGGACAAGGGAGCCUCCAUUCGAGAUGUGAUUUCUUUCUUGUGUCGGAAAGAUGUGCUUCCAAACAAGAGAUUCCUUGUCAUUUUCUUACUUUUGUCUACAGUGAGUGAGAAGAUGGACCCUCUUGUUGAGACUUUCAGUACAUUUUGGCAGGAGCUCAAAGGCACACAACAAAUCCUGUGUAUAUGUGACAAUGAACAAGCAUUUACCUCCUGGAAGGACCUAAUCAAUGCUCGGUGUGGAAUUGACAUCUCUUUUAGAUGCACAUAUGAGCUCACUCUUACUGAAGUCAAUGGCACUAUUCUUAGUCUUCUGUCAAAAAACCGCAGAUCCAGCCGUUUCCUACCUUGUGGUGGAGGAAGCAAAGUCCUUCUUGAGAAAAAAGUGGAGCGUAGCAUGAACACCCUAGAGGUCUUGUGUGUGAACCAAUGUGAAGGGGGAAACGAGGACAGAAUUGUUAUAGAAGAGAACUUCUACAAAGGAGGAAAAGUGUCAUGGUGGAAUUUCUAUUUCUCAGAGCAGCCUGGAUCCACACCAUUUAUCAAACGAGACAAGUUUGACUUCAUCAUGAACACAGUCAUACCGGAAUUGUGCUCCCUGAGAAAAGCCUGCGUGUUGUUCAACCUCAUGCAUGUACCUGGAUGUGGUGGGACAACUUUGGCCAUGCAUACCUUAUGGGCUCUCCGAGACAGAUUCCGUUGUGCAGUCCUCAGAGACAGCAACGCUGACUUCACUGAAGUAGCUGAGCAAGUGGUCAAACUAUUAAUGUAUGACCAUGAAGAGCAAUUGCCACGGGUCCCUGUUUUGCUGAUGAUAGAUGACUUUGAUGAUAAGGAAAAAGUAUUUGACUUGCAGCUGCUCAUUGAAAAAGAAUGUGUGAGGAAAGACAUUCAGUCUAAGUCUGCACAGGUAAUUCUCAUGAACUGCAUGAGGUCAGAGUCCACUGACGAGAAUGAAGCAACUGAAGACACAGUACUCAUUGGAAAUGAUCUGACUGAGAAGGAACAGAAACUGUUUGAGGAAAAACUUGUAGAAAUAGAGAAAACACACAAGAAUACGCAAACCUUCUAUGGAUUCAUGAUCAUGAAGAAGAACUUCAAACCAGAGUACAUUCAGGGUGUGGCCCGCAACACCCUAAAGAGCUUCAACAUCAGUCAGAAAGAGGCACAACUCUUGGCUGUUUUAGUUCUGUUGAAUGUAUACGGCAAGGGUGCCUCUCUCUCCGUCUCUCUAUGUGAGGAGUUUCUUGGUCUUGAACCAAAACCAUUUUGUGGAACCAUCAAAGUUGAAGAAGGAUUUGGGAAAUUUUCACCUUUAAUUAACAGCUGCUCAGUUGAGAGUAAGGUAGUAUUCAAAGCUGUGAAAAUGAUCCAUCCAAGUAUUGCAAACUACUGUUUGCAGGAACUUACAAAAACACACAAUGUGAGCAAAGCUGAUAUUGCCGACCUUCUGCUGACCACAAACACGUUUUAUGAGAGCACACAAGGCAAAGACAAACUCCUGCAAGAUGUUCACCAAAUUUUGGUGAAGAGAUAUCAUUCACAGGAUGAUGAAUCUAAGUUCUCUCCACUAAUUCAAGACAUUGAAAUUGAAACCCCAGGACUGGAAGAGAUGGUGCUAAAAAAUGCAUCAAAAAGAUUUGAGAAAGAUGCCGUUGUCUCUCAGUUACUAGCCAGAUACUAUUACCUAAGAAAGAAGGAUUUCCCAGAGGCAAAAAUUUGGGCACGGGGAGCAAGAGAUCUUUCCAAAGACAGCUCAUAUAUCGCAGACACAUCCGCACAGGUUAUCAAGCAUGAGCUGAAGAAUGCCAUUGCAAACUGCAAGGAAGAGCCUAUUAGUCCUGACAAACUGAACAUGUUUCUCAAAAUGGCUCAGUCAGCAAUAGGUGCAUUCAAGGAAACACAGAGCCUUGCAAAGAAGGAGUCACUUCAACGAUUACAAAUCAAGACAGACAACUGCCCUUUUAAUAUAUCGGGGUGCCUGGGAGAAAUUCAGGUUGGAGUUCUUGUCAUUGACGUGCUGGCAAAGACCCCCAUAUUUUCUUCUCACAAUGUCCGCCAUGACAUAAUGAGUAAGGUUCUCUCUGGAGACCUAAAGCUUCAGGAUGUAGAGAGACAUGAUCAACGACACAGCAAACACAGACCCUACUACUUCAUUCUCAGACAGUUUGAGGAUGUAAUUUACAACCUCAAAUAUAGGAUGAAGGUGAACUUCGACUUCCUUGACAACUUUUAUGUGAACUUGGGCUCCAGAUUUGGAAUGAAAGACAGUCGAGAGCAAAUAGUCCAAAAGGAGGUUUUCAGAUGUUUCAGACAGUAUGCAGAGCUUUUUUGCAAGACAGACUCUGCAGCUCUUUUGAAGAAUAAAACAAUGCAAAUAAUGUUGGAACUACACAAAGCAAGACAAUACCUGGAGAUGAAUAAAGCUGAUACCUAUUCUGGGAUCCUGAAUUGUCUCUCAAAUGACACCUUACCUGACAAAAUGGAGAAGAUUGCUCGGCAGUAUGGUCUUGUUUGUCAUCCUCAUCAUAACUCGACUGUGAAGGAGAGAAUCAACUUCAUCUAUGUCAAUGUUGUGUUGAGUCAGAUCAAACUGGAAUCACAAUUCAUUUUGCCAUACCAGAAACUAAUGCAUUUCCUUUGCCAAGUUCUGCGUGAGCCAAUCCCAUUAAAUGAUAAUUUGCCACUGCACUUCAUUGCAGUUGUGCUGUUGUGGCCACAGCAAUACCUGUCCGGUUCAGAAUGUGGGAGUCUGGGGAAGUACAUCUCACAGAUGAGGACCUCGUAUCACACAGUGAUGAAGGAAGUGUACAAUGGGAAGUGGCCCACUAUCCAUUUCUUCCUGGGGAAGAAGCAGGGCUAUGACAGACUGGUACACUUACGGAAAAUCGAAAGGUGCAUCAUGGCUGGGCAGGAACAGUUUUCCUCCAUUUGGGCAAAUGGCAAAAUAUGGAAAGAGAAGAAAGUGGAGGAGCUCCUUUGCAGGAUCACUGGCGAGGUGCAGAACGACUUUAUACUGGCAGAUACUUGUAUCCCAGGUCUGAAGGUCGAAGUCACUCCAUUUUUUCGAAGUCAGCUUAGUGGCCAUGCUCAGGGCUCAAAAGUGUCAUUCUUUAUCGGUUUCUCGAUGAAAGGCCCCCUUGCACUCGACAUUAACUAGACAUGGCGUCACCAACACGGUGCCCACGGGCACCAGGUCGCCCCCAAGGACCACUUGAGUAGCCCGCAGGCCUGUUCUAAAAAUGAAAAUGUAAUAUUGAUAUUAUCUGUUUCCCACCUUGUUAAGUCAUUGUUGAUAAUUAUUAUGAGAAGUAAUUAACGUGAUCAGUGUCUUCACAUAGAUGAGUAUCAUUAAUCAUUAAUAAUAAAAAUAAUAUAUAACUAAAGGCAAACUAAGCAAAUUUGUUAUUUCAGAAGAGUGUAUCAAACUGGUAGCCCUUCGUAUGACUCAGUACCCAUGAAGUAGCUCUCAGUUUCAAAAAGGUUGGUGACCCCUGAACAAGACUAUGAACGCAGCCUGUACCAACUGUACUGUAUUUUCCGCUUCUCAUUGUAGAUCCACCUGUUUCAUACACCCUUGUAUACUUUGAAAAGGGAUUGAGUUGCUGUAAUGCUGUGAUACAUUUUUGUGUACUCUUGCCUGUGUACAUUACAUUGUUUUGUGUUAUUUUAAAAUAUAUAUAUUUUGCCUUUAUUAACAAGUCAGAUCAAGAUAGACAGGAAGGGUGUAGAGAGGUGAUGACAAGCAGCAAAGGGCCAGAGGUUGAACGCGAACCCAUGGCCGCUGCAACAAUGACUCAUGCUUGGUACCUGGGGUGCCAGACUACCAGAGUGACCCCACUGUGAGAUCAAUAAAGUCUAUCUUAUCUUAUUACAUUGUUCAGAAAUUUGUUUUGUAAAGGAAAUCAUUUGUCAAGUAUAACCUGAAAAUCAAACCUCUUAAAAAUGUUGUUAUAAUGUGUACUGUUUAUUAAUAAUGAAAUGAAAUAAUGAAAUUACCUGACAUUUGAAGAUGGAUUCAACCUUUUGUCAUGUUCUUGAUUAAUGUGAUAUGAAAUGAAAUAACCUGCAUCAUACAUUUACUGUUGGGGAAAUACAAGUAUGUAGGAAUUUACAAUGUUUUAUGUAUUGUAUCUUUGAUUCUGCAUUUUCCAUUAUUGAUGAUGAUGAUGUUUUUACUUUUCAUUUCUUGUAUUUCAUUUUUUUUUUUACUUUAAUAGAUAUGGAUUUGUUGAUUUUUAUUUUUUUUUAACUUUUUGUGUUUAUUUGGAUUCUAUGGUACUACUGAUAUGAUGUUUGAAAUACAAUUUAUUUUAACCUUUUUUAUCAUUAUGUUUUACAUUACUUAAGUGAUUUUGUUCAAACGUCUUUUUCUGACAUUCCAUGAAAAACAAUGAUGAGCGUUGAGUUUUGUAAUAGUUUUUGAAAAAAAAGUACUGUAACAUAACCAUGUGAGAAUGUAUUUUACUGUCUUGUACUUGUACACAUAUUACUAAUAUGUGUACAAGUUGUUACAGUAGUCCUAAAAUUUAAGUACAUUGUACUAAGCUGCAUUUUUUUUAACAUGCCAUAGUUACUAACGUAGAAUAUAAAGAUACACACAUUAAAUACAUACAUAUUUACAAUAAGUACAGCACAGUAGUCUUCUUUAUUACUUAAGGAUGUUUGUACCUGUAUCAAGCACUGGAGGGCGCCAUAAGCAAAGAAAUGAUGAAACCCAUGGGUUAUGUGUUCCACAGGGUCAGUGAUUGCCCAUAUAAUAAUAUAGCAAUGUAAUGUUUUAUUCUUAACUGGUUCCUUUUUAGAAAAAUCAUGUUUAAGCAAACUUUAACUUCCCUUUGGAUUUCGUGCUACUGGAUACUUGUCAUAUCAAAUUAAUCACUGCAUUAAAAGUGAAACUGAGAAUGAGGCUCACUUUUUGUUUUGCCAUCCUGUCCGAGGACAUAAGGGAUGUUCUUUUUAGUAAAAUGUCCUCCAUUUAUGAUGAUUUCUUUUGGCUUGAUGAUUAUGAAAACCUGGAAUUGUGCUUUAAGAAGGGAGUCUCCCCUGCAGAGAACUUUUUGUGCCAAACCUGGGAGAGAAAGCAGAAUAUUUUAACACCGAAAAAUAUGAUAAUGUAUAAUUUGUAAUGGAAUAAAAUGUUUGAUCACUGCAA
Dicentrarchus labrax (European seabass) is the source of this 7088-nucleotide messenger RNA. RefSeq names its product sterile alpha motif domain-containing protein 9-like. The record is from RefSeq and is a predicted model, not a curated record. The transcript is spliced from 5 exons. NCBI's taxonomy places the organism in Eukaryota, Metazoa, Chordata, Actinopteri, Moronidae. Bases 513 to 5093 code for a protein of 1526 amino acids. Gene Ontology annotation, cellular component: cytoplasm. Gene Ontology annotation, molecular function: protein binding.